Molecule: messenger RNA, 2448 nt
Organism: Fusarium poae
Lineage: Eukaryota; Fungi; Ascomycota; Sordariomycetes; Hypocreales; Nectriaceae
Exons: 8
Coding region: 1-2448 (815 amino acids)
Source: RefSeq, a predicted model, not a curated record
AUGCCUCGUUUACUCGUGCCCUAUGACAAUUCUAUGCGCAUGGGUAUGGGGUUCAACUCCUAUACCCAUAAGCUCUGUAUGCAUGGCGUGGGCUAUGACAGCGAGGGUAAACACAUUCUCGAAGAAUCGCCAGACUCGUUCAUGUACUCCUCAAGGAUUAUUGAGCGAGUGUCAGACAUCGCAACGGCCCUGGAAACUCCACUAGCUGGUACUAUCAUCGAAGGAUCUCUUGACCGUUCGGAUGGCGGGACGUUCAUCGAUGAAGACAAAAUCAUAGCGGCGGAUGUCAAUCUUCUUGUCUCCGUCAGAGUCAUGAUGAAAACCUACUUGUCCAUAGCUCCUGAUGAUUUUCAAGGGGUUGAUGGAUUUGAUCCCGGAUCAGACGAAUUUCAUGACGCUUUUGGAGACUCAUACAUCUCUGGCUCUGUCAAAGGUGGCUGUUUUACUAGUAUUAUUUCCAUCCGCUGUCUAGACAGAAACGACAAGGAUAGAGUUAUACGAGCUAUUGGGGAGUUUACAGAGACCAAGUUCAACCCUAGCGAUAUGAAUGAGACACUCAGCUCUGCAUCCAAGCGCCUUUGCGACAACAGCUCUCUCGAAAACACAGAGAUCUCUAUCUCCGUCCAUUGUCGCGGGGGAGGGCGAUUCCAGGCUAUGGAUCGCCCUUGGGACAUCCAUGCUGUGUACCUAGCAGCUGCUAAGUUCCCAGGUCUGGUUGCCAAUCAUCCACAGUACACUUGGGCGAUCCUGACCAAGCAUAAUGCGUCCCGGACCUGGAACGAGCGUAUUCGGCUGCACAAGGCCCCAGGCACGAAGUUUCUAGACUAUAACCCUGUCCUGCGCUAUACAGCAACCCUUUUUGACAACUUCAUGAAGUACAAGGGUCUUGUCAAAAAUGUCCAAGAUAUGCUUUCCAACGGAGGUCAAUACAAUCCAACAACCAUGCCCAAUUCUAUCCCACUUGACACCACUACACUCCUGGCAGUGCGUACUGCCGUUCAGAACGAGAUGGACAAGAUUGUAUCAGUGGUCAGCACACUUGUAAAAACGCCCGAGAUCCUGUCUCAUGUCGACAGCUUUGCUAAAACAACAAAGAACAACCUAGUUCAGAACAUUAUUGACGAAGCUCUUUUGCCAUCCCGCAAGUUCAAGGAUAUCCUUAGCCUGAAUGGAGUUGAGCCCUGUCGCGCACCGAGCGGUUUUUCAUCAGAUGCGUCUACCACAGACCUUCAGGACAUCCGAACCCCGGCAACCAACGAUCUAGACUAUGUGGCUAAUGAUAAGAUCCACCACGAGGAAAGCCGACAGGAUGUAUUGGUUCGCUCUUUCGAGACGAAGAUGAAUUCGCUCAUUGCGCCCGAAGUGUGGGAAGCACUCUUGCCUAUUCGUAAACCAUCAACAGCAACUCAUAACCAAGCAAGGAAUGAUCUCAAAAUUCUUGCAGCGGUAUGUGGGAUUCAUGAUGUUACAUCCAUGCUGGAAGCUCUUGUCAUAAAUGGGGAGUUGGCAAUCAAAAUCAACGCAAUCAAGAGUCUGGUAAAUGAAGAGAUUUACAAGAAAGAGUUGCCUCUCCUUGGCUGGAAUCUAUCUUUCAUCUACCAGUAUGGUAACGGGCCAAUGCAUAUCUGUUCAGCCAACUACGACGAAAAGUCUAUCGAAUCAGUUCACGUCAGCAAGACAUCGGAUUAUUCGAUUGUUACUGACCGUGAGAGUAUUGAGGGGAAGUUUCCCCUUGUCGCUAUUGUUUAUGGUGGGUUGAUCUGUGAUUCCGACCAACUCAAAACGAUCGAGGAGCAUAUGAGUCAAGACUGCAAGAGCGACCGCUCACAUAACCAAUGUAUCAUGUUCGACGAUGAAUUGAUCGGAAGCAAUCCCUGGCCUAGUGUCGAGAAGACCGGUGUCGUUUUCUUCACAAACCCGAGUGACAGCCGUAUUCAUGUUGCCGUCGGCUUAAAAGGUCGCUGUUGCCUUCUCAAAGAACAACGUCAGCUUGUCGAACUGCACAACGGUGCGGUUCAAGGGAUCCAGAACACCGGGAAAAAGGACAAGACCACAAAGAAACCGAUCUCCGUGGCAUUGGGGCCUAAAACACCACGUUACUCAUGUGCCUACGAUUUUGGCGACCUCAGAUAUCUGACUCGCAAUUGGCCUUUCCUAACCUUCGAUAACGGCAUCAAAUUCGUUUACCAAAGGGCGGGUCUUUGGCGUAGUUGUAUUGUAUUCCAAGGUCCAACUUGGGAAGAAGAAAUUGCCCAAGUUUCUGAGUCAUGUGUUGACGGAAGUCUCAGCUUGAAGAAUCAUGAUGGAACUGUAGAACGACUGCCAAAGGGUGAAAACGGUACCAUUCGGCUUUUGCUCUCUAGUGUCAAGCCUCACAUCGAGGUCUAUAACUCAAAGGGUAAAAGGAUUUGGGAUUCAGAGUCAAAUUUGGACGAAUACGAGAACUAA